GUGAUGUCAGACAUAGGCAUCGGGUCACUGAACAGGAUCCUUACAGUGAACAGGGACAACAGCGAGAGGAAGAAGGUCCGAACGAAAUCGUAAGCGGUAGCUCGUCAAAAUCCAUCUCCAUCCGUGGAGAAUUAAAGCUUACUCGUAUCAAAACAGUGAGAGCAUAAAGUACACUCUUAGACCUUUUUAACAAGCACCGUAUUGCCACUGUAUGUGUUAAGUAGUAUUUUAAAACAAGUGGCGAAAGAUUGUGAGAGCUGACUUCAUCCGGAGACAACAUACAGAAGACAGUUAAUCGCUUGAAGAGAUCCUCUGUGUUACAUGUUUCGAGUGUUUUGCUUUUAAACAGACUUGGGCUUUAAAUCUGAACAUUAUCUUAUAUUUUGGAGCUAGCGAGCGUGCUUGCUAGCCGAUCACAGCUUGUUAAUCAUGGAGUUGAGAGUAGGAAACCGAUACAGGCUGGGCAGGAAAAUUGGAAGUGGAUCGUUUGGAGACAUCUAUCUGGGUACUGAUAUCUCAGUUGGAGAGGAGGUAGCCAUCAAAUUGGAAUGUGUGAAGACCAAACACCCACAGCUCCACAUAGAGAGCAAAAUCUACAAGAUGAUGCAGGGUGGAGUGGGUAUUCCAACAAUAAAGUGGUGCGGGGCUGAGGGCGACUACAACGUGAUGGUGAUGGAGCUGCUGGGACCCAGUCUGGAGGAUCUGUUCAACUUCUGCUCUCGGAAGUUCAGCCUCAAGACAGUCCUGCUACUGGCUGACCAGAUGAUCAGCCGUAUUGAAUACAUCCACUCCAAGAACUUCAUCCACAGAGACGUAAAGCCAGAUAACUUUCUGAUGGGGCUGGGUAAGAAAGGCAACCUGGUCUACAUCAUCGACUUCGGCCUGGCCAAGAAAUACCGCGAUGCCCGCACACACCAGCACAUCCCCUACCGCGAGAACAAGAACCUGACUGGCACUGCCCGCUAUGCCUCCAUAAACACACAUCUGGGCAUUGAACAGUCCAGACGGGAUGACUUGGAGUCAUUGGGAUACGUCCUUAUGUACUUCAACCUGGGUUCUCUGCCCUGGCAAGGUCUCAAAGCAGCCACCAAGAGGCAGAAGUAUGAACGCAUCAGUGAGAAGAAAAUGUCCACACCCAUUGAGAUCCUCUGCAAAGGAUACCCAUCGGAAUUUGCCACCUACUUGAAUUUCUGCCGCUCUCUGCGGUUCGACGACAAACCAGACUACUCGUAUCUCCGCCAGCUCUUCAGGAACCUCUUCCACAGACAGGGGUUCUCCUAUGACUAUGUCUUCGACUGGAAUAUGCUCAAAUUUGGUGCCAACAGGGCUGUGGAGGACGCAGAGAGGGAGCGUCGGGAACGGGAGGAAAGGCUGAGGCACAGUAGGAACCCAGGAGCCAGGGGUAUGCAGCAGGCCUCAGGAAGAGCCCGGGCAGCUCAGGACAUCGCAGCCCCCUCCCCACUAAACCCCACCUCACACACAGGCAUGGAGAAAGAGAGGAAAGUGAGCAUGCGUCUUCAUCGUGGAGCACCUGUCAACAUUUCGUCCUCAGACCUGACGGGGCGCCAGGACACAUCCCGCAUGUCCACCUCACAGGCUCUGUCCCGGGUCACACCCAGCGGCCUACAGUCUGCGGCUCCACGAUGAACUCCUCCCAUCCACCCAUGCACCAUGGAGGCCUCAACAUGCAGCACACACACAUACACUGGACUCUUGAGUGAUGCAGAGGGCUGCCAACCAAUGUACAAAAGUCUGGCUGCACUCUUGUUCACUUGACAGUUGAAGAGUUGCACAGCCAGGAGUGUGUUUGUGUGUGUGUGAGAGAGAUGGGUGGGUGGAGUACAGUUUGGUUGCCUUAACCACCUCGGCAAAGUAGCAGCCACAGCCUCCCUUCUUCUUCUCCCUUGGAAGAUGUGGAAACACUCCCCCUCUUCCUCCUCACUGUUGAUGAAGCCAUGGAUUCACUUUUCUCUGGCAUCAUGUUUUUUUUUUUUGUUUGUUUUUUUUUUUUAAUCUUUGGUUUUACUUAUUUUUAUUCUUUAGCAUUAAACUUCCUCUUACACCAGCUCCACUGGUCAGACUUUACAAGGGUUUGAAAAUAAAGAAUGGCAAGUCUCUUAGUUAUUGAAAAUAGUGUGUGGGACUUUUUUAAAUUCUAAAAUCAAGAAGACGCAUGAUCCAUCAUGGCAGUGUUAAAGGACAGUGCCUAAGCUCUAUUUUGUGUCCUGAAAGACUGUUUAAAUACUUAAAGUCAACCAUUUUUCUUUUAUAGGUGUUUUAGUUUAACAUUUAAAGGUAGGAUAACUCCCACUGUUUUUAAAAUGGGACAAAUGAUCUCAUUGAUGUUUUAUUUUUUAAGCUGAUCCCAUAGUGUGAUUGCUUUUGUCCCCCCUCAGGUGUGUUGGAACCAGGAGAGUGUGGUAAAUCUAAAACAUGCAGCAUAUUUUCUUUCUGUAUUCAGGUUGGGACUGCAGAGUACUGUUUGGGAAAGCUGUGAGUGGAACAGUGAAAUAGUUGGGGUGUCAGUCUUUCCACGAUGAAUGGAUGAGAUGUUGUUUUUGUGCAUAGUGAUGUAGUUUUUGUGAGUUUGUGUGAUCAUGUCUAGGGGUUCUACAUGUUUAAACAAAGGGUGUGUGUGCGUGUGUUUAAAAAAAAAAAAAAAAAGUCUCUUCCAAUCUAAUGAUACACACUGGAAUUUACAGCUUUACAACAGUAGGACAGAGCGUAACAUUUUUAAUUGUCAGUUUGCAUGAUUAUUUUGGUGAAAUGCAUUAUAUUAUAACACAGCAAACUGCUCUAUCAUGAGUUUGGUCAGAAUCAGACAGUGUCCUGAUUCAUUACAUUCAGCCUUAUCCUGAUCUGUAAUAUGUGCCAUGACACAGUAUUUUACCACAUGGUUGCACAUUGCACAACUAAAGUACAAGAUAGUUCAGGUGAAAGGCGCUCACCUCCAGGAUUACUACUCAGCCUGUAAAACAAUUUCUAAUGUCUUCUGAUGCUCUGGAAAAGCUUUCACAAAAAAAUUGUAUGGAGUUGCAUUAAGCUGCUGUUAUACUUUCUGCUUAUAAACGGGUCUGCGAGGGUUCACGAGGGUCCAUAUGACAUAAAUUUCGUCAUCAGGUUGUAUACACAAGGCGCUUUGCAGACAUCUGUGUGCCCUCCAAUUUGUUGUGUCCACAGAUUUAUCUGUGCUGCUCUGUAAGGCCACUGUGUUUUAAGGCCCACCUAUUGUGCAUGCCCUACUCCAGGUGGACUAGAAAGUAAUAUAGUAAGAUACUACCACAACCUGGAUGACUGAGAACCUACACAGAUGUAGUAUAAUAAGAACUACACAUCCAUGUUCUCUGUAGCUGUCCAUAUGUGUGUCCUUAAGGAAGUAUAAUUGAGGCCAUAUGGUAUAUGUAGGAUUAAGUGUGUCUGGAGCUUGACUCAUUAGGGGACUUGUAUCUUAGCCUUAGUUGCCUCUGUUCUGACAUUCUUCUUUUCAUUUGUUUUUGAAAGUCCUGCAACAUUAAAAAAAGGUAAUGCUAGAGUAUUUAAAAGAUGCACCCCAGAAUUUGGUACUUUGCCCACACAUUUUCCCAAGUUGAACUUCAAGCAUUAGCAGUGAGCUGGCACAUUAUUUGGGAGCUCUGUUGGGCACAGUAAGAAAACUAGCCUGUAUGCCAGCUUUCUUUUCAUGUUUUUUUUUGUUUUGUUUUGUUUUGUUUAAAAUCCGAUUUAAAAGUGAAAAUUUUACAUUAGCUGUAACUGCUACUAUCUUUUUCUAAAAACAAAAAAUGUUUUCAUGUUGAAUUUUAACAGCUGGAAUAGAUAAAGCACAACAAGGUACAUAUAAAGGACUGAAAUCAUCAGGCUUAAAGUAACUGAUUUUAAUUAAAGGAUGCCUCAGUCAGUGAUUUUUCAGACCAACUCAGGCCAUCCACAUAUGAAGGUCAGAUGAGCGAUACAAGAGUCCAGGUAGAAAAUGGACUUUUAUGCUUUAACGUCAUCUUAAAAGGAAGCGAGGAGGUUUUGGAGAGCUGUGAACUGAGUGUUGUCUAAAGAAAGGAGGUCACAACUGAGUCCCAACAAUACCAGGCCUCAACAAGCCUCAAUUGGCUCUUCUUGGCUAAUCGUCUUUCUUUCAAGAGGAGACAUCAUUUGAACAGCUGACCAAUGUGAUUAAUGAAUGCUGCAUAUUUUGAAGUAGAGAGUUCGUUGAUCUGGUAGACUGGUUCCAAAAUAUUGUAGGCCAUGUUCUGUAGUUGAAGGGGAAGGGGGUUGUAGUGCUAAAUUGUACAUGUGUGUUCUGUUGUUGUGUAUAGGUUAUGCCUGCUCUGUCUACCACAUCCAUAUGAGCAACUGUUUUGGAUGAUGAUGACAGUGUGUGAAGGGACAGGGAAUGCUUCACUCCAUUAGAGUUCUGCUAAGGCAGCUUUUUAAAAUAUACUUCACCUGUGGGCUUGAAAAACCAACCAAAAAAAAAUUUAACUCACUUAUUUGUCUCACUGAUGAUGGCUAUGAUAAAUGCAAGUACACUUUACAUGGUAGUUUACUUUUUCAGUCUGUUCUGUCUGCUUUACACUGUUAUUUCUUCGUUUUGUCACCACUUGUGCAAUUUGCUUUUAACUGUGCAGUGGAGAUGGUUGCUCAUAUCCCACAAUGCAUUUCUUCACUGUGGAUUCAUGGGAAAUCUUUGUCUUUCCACCUUAUGACUUUUGCUCCUCACUUGUAAUACCACUGUAUUUGUGUAUUUUAAAAUUGUGUAAAUAAAUUAAUAAGUACUUGUA
Molecule: messenger RNA, 4772 nt
Organism: Lates calcarifer (barramundi perch)
Lineage: Eukaryota; Metazoa; Chordata; Actinopteri; Centropomidae
Product: casein kinase I-like
Biological process (GO): signal transduction; endocytosis; peptidyl-serine phosphorylation
Cellular component (GO): nucleus; cytoplasm
Molecular function (GO): protein serine/threonine kinase activity; ATP binding
Source: RefSeq, a predicted model, not a curated record